GCCCAUUUGGCGGUGGAACAAUCGAAGAGAGCUCUGAACUUUCUCGAUCCGUCUUCUUCCGUCGUCGAUCGCGCGACCACGCAGAAGAAGCGAGGAGUGGAGAGGAGAGAAGGCGUCGGCCAUGGCGGACACCGAAGAGGACCCCGUCGUCCUCGAUCGUUCUGCUCGAUUGACCAGAGGAAAGAGAAUGACUAGGUUGGUGGAUGAAGAAAUUGAACAGGAUGAGGUGUUUUGGAAUCAAGAUGCUCUUAAAGAGGAAGAGGAUGAUGUUAACUAUGAAGAAGAGCCAGAGGCUGCUGACGAGUUUGAUAGCGAUUUUGAUGAGGAUGAACCUGAUCCUGAUGAUGAAGCUGAAAACGAAGCUGAAAUCAGGGUACCAAUUAAAAAGAGGUUAAUAUUUCCUGGAAAGCCAGUGACAAAAAAGAAAAACAAAAAGAAGGUUCUCUCAAAACUAGACAAAGUCCCAAAAAGUGAAAAAUCAUCAGAGAAGGCUACCCCAUCUGAACAUCAGGAUGCUCCUGAUGAGUUGGAGGGUGAGAGAGUUGUGAGGAAGUCAACUAGGACUUCAGUUAUUGUGAGGCAAGCAGAAAGAGACGCCAUACGUGCAGCAUUGCAAGCGUCCAUGAAGCCGAUAAAAAGGAAAAAGGAGGGAGAAGAAAAACGGAUGACACAAGAAGAAAUGCUUUUAGAAGCGGCUCAAACAGAAAUUAUGAACUUGAGAAAUUUGGAGCGUGUGUUAGCAAGAGAAGAAGAAGUCAAGAAAAGAGCCAUUGUGCAUAAAGCAGUUUAUAAUGGUCCUCAGAUACGAUUUACUUCUAGAGAUGGUAACUCGUAUCUAGAAUUUAGCAAAGGAUUGCAAUUCCAAUCAGAGAUUUGUACAGCAUCAGUGCCAUAUCCUGAGAAGUCCUUCUGCGUGGUUACUGGAUUGCCUGCCAAGUACCGUGAUCCAAAGACAGGAUUACCUUAUGCGACAAAAGAAGCCUUCAAAAUAAUUCGGGAACGUUUCUUGCAAGAGGUAUCUGAUAAGAAGAAACAGGCAAAAAUGAAUAUGGGAAGUUUAUUUGAUUCAGUAUCUGGUCAAGGGUUUUCAUGUAAGCGGCAAAGAUCAGGAGCUGGAACAAUAAACAAACCAUCUGAUCUGCGAUUAGGAGCUCGGUUUCGAAGCAUACCUGCACUGGAAAUUCUUGAUCAAGACUAAAUAGAUUGAACCUAAUGUUGAACCUUCGGAGAAAGCAUAGAGCAUUGGGUGCAAUUGGAAGGGGAUGUGGAAUUGCAGAGAUCCAUCUCAGGAAUGAGGAGGACAAUGGUUCAGGUUUAAGACCUUCUUGCAGUUCAAUAUAACUGCAUCUUGUUCUCUUGAUUUGCAUCUUUCAUGCCAAAAUUGUCUCAUCAAAGUGCAUCGCUAUCCAUAAUACAUGGGCCUGCCGUUAAAAUGGUAGAAAUAUUACGAUCUUGAGCUGUGGCAGUAUAUGUGCAGCAAGGCCUUGUGUAAAACAAACAUGGAGCUACCUGAGUUUGUAUUCAUGUUUUAAUGCGCCAGAAUUUAGACAAGAUGUGUGGUGUAAUCCUAACAUAAUAUAUGAUUUCUUCAAAGUAUGAUGGGCCUAACAAACUAAUUUCAGUGAAGAGUACGUAAUGCAGAGCAUGAAGACAGAAGGCCAUAGAAGAGGGAAACAAAAGAAAUCUAACCAACAGUAUCACUUCUCUGUCAACGUUUAUAAUGCAAGAGCAAGUCAUGGAAGGUUGAUUAUAAGUUAUGAAUUUUUUUGUCAAAUGGAAAGUCGGUGUAAAAUUCAGUUAAUUGAAUCAUUACACUGAUAAAAUACUAGAAAUAUCAGGAAUGGUUGUCUAUUUUCCAAGUUCAUCUUUUCUGGAUCACAGAAAGUUUUCACCC
Messenger RNA from Phoenix dactylifera (date palm), 1894 nucleotides. RefSeq names its product DNA binding protein SWC2 (gene SWC2). The record is from RefSeq and is a predicted model, not a curated record. Gene Ontology annotation, cellular component: nucleus. Lineage: Eukaryota; Viridiplantae; Streptophyta; Magnoliopsida; Arecales; Arecaceae.